UCACCGAACACAGGUCUAGACGGACGGUCGUCCUGCACACAGUUGAGUCUGCCGUCUGCUUGUGAUUAUCGAAGAUGGCUGAUGUUGACAUGACAUGACAGUGAUGACAAGGGAAAAAGCCGUGACAUGAUGUCCGCCGUUCAAAACGCCCCCAACAAGGGAAUUAACCGCAGCAAAAUAGCACCCCUGGCGUGGAGCAGACUAGUCCUGUUAUGUCUCCUGUUUCUGGAGGGAGUCAUAGCCUGCCCUGAUAACAGUCGGGAUUUGACCUGCCAAUGGAGCCACUGUCUAGACACCUACUACACAAAACCUGAAUGUAAAGAUCACGAGGAUGGCUAUGGGUGUGAGUGUGGGCCAGGCUUCUAUUGGAACACACACAUGUGCAUUUCCUCAGCUGUCGACUCCAGGUUCGAGUUCAGAUCAGGGGAGCCAAUCAGGUACACCCUCCUGCUGGGUAAAGCCUUCCCCGCCCUCAACUCUUUCACCAUCGCCUUCUGGAUCAACGUGUCCGACGCCGAGCACCCUGGGACCAUCUUCUCCUACAAGGUCCGCACCAUGGGCAACCUCCUGCGCAUGACAAGCGGGCCGAAGCUUAAGUUUGAGAUUCUAGGACAAGAGGUGCUGACGGAUAUCAGCCUGAUGAGUGUGAGCUGGUACCACAUCGCCCUCACCUGGAACUCGACAGAUGGGACAUGGAAGCUGUGCAUCAACGGGGUUUGCUCAAUAACCGGACGCAUCAAGUGGACCGGAAAUGACUCUUUCGCCAUACCAUCUGGAGGGGAGUUCGUUCUAGGUCAAAGUUCAAGGACGACAGCAGUGUUCAACAGCUCGUUGGCACUGGAUGGUGACCUGUCUCAUUUGAAUAUCUGGAAUGAAGCCUUGGGUGAUAAGCAGAUUCUUGACAUGAAUAACUCCUGCACGUUUAUGUACUGUGGGAAUGCUGUUCAAUGGGUGGAGUUCCGGUCAGGUACCCGUGGUGCCAUGAAGAUGAGAUGGCCCUCAGGGAUACGUACAGGAUCAUAUCCAUGCAAUAAUGCAUCUUCACUUGCCAAAUCGUGUGAAACGUUUUGCAGUACUUCAAUUGGAGCACGGUGCAACAUGGAGAUCAAGGAAAAUAUCAAAUGGGACAGACAGGAAACCAAUCGUAAUGUCAGUGUUCCUUGUCCCACUUUCAGCAGCCAGGGAGAUAACUCAACCAUUUUAAAAAAUGCCAUUAGGUUCUGCAUGGAAGCAAGAAAGUAUCAAGGAGAGUGGCAGGACCCUAUCAUAGACGACUGUAUCUCCCCAGAACUGCUGGAGCUGAAAAUUAGGACGAAGUAUAUUGACAACUAUGGUAUAAACGAGAUAGAGCUACUCAAGCUGGCCUACCAGCUUCUAAACCACACGGAGGUCAAUAUCUAUAACAAUCCGGUCGACAUUGCCACUGUGAUCGACCUUCUAUUUAUACUGGUCAGAGCUCAGGACAUUGCCCCAAGAACAGUCACCUGGAAAUCAGAAGGCAACAUGUUUGCCUCAGUCACCAAUGAAAUUUAUCCUACCUUCCAGCAGACCAAAACAUUCAGUGAGCUUUUCAUCAACAUUGUGAACAACCUGCUGGCCCCGCGUAACGAGGCAGGUUGGAAUGCCACACAACCACUGGGGGACGAGGGGGACCAGUUGAUGCAGGCCAUGUAUGAAUUUGCUGAUGUCAUCAGCAGGUCAUUAGACUAUCACAUCAAGGAUGGCCUGGUGACAUACAAGGCUGCAACCAUACAAAUCAUCAGAGAAUACGUGGAGUUUAAGAUUGAGAUGCAGUGGGUGUACAGCCAGGAGGCGCUAGAGUUCCCAGACUCCAGUAUGCUGGACAGCAAUGGACGACCUGCCAGGGAAUCUGGGUUUGUCAAGCUACCCCUUGAGACUAUCAAUGCUGCCAACGCUACAGGGGCAACAGUUUUCUUUGGUAUAUCAACAUUCCGCUACAAAACACUGUACAGAAUGCUGCCAUCGUCCAAUCGUGCCGCGUCCAACAAAGAAGAUCGUGUAAAUACUCCGAUUGUUGCCCUCUACUUCCACAUUCAGCGCCUGAAAGAUGAUAAAAGGAUACCAGCUGAGAACCUGAGCUCACCAAUCAUUAUAAGUCUGCCCAUCCUAGAUACAAAGAACAUAUCCAACCCUGAGUGUGUGAAGCUGCAACACAGAGGUCGUACAGACUGGAGAUGGACCAGAAAAAACUGCACCAUGACGCGCUACAUCAAGACCAACGGCAUCUGCUCCUGUACCAGUGAGGGGGUUUAUGCUAUCACCACAGACAUGUACGAUGAUAAUUGGGACAAGGGAGAUAAACGUCCUAAAUUAAUGAACUUCGCCUCAUACUUUGGUUGUGCCAUGUCUGCUACUCUCUGCCUUAUGGUGUGUGGGGUUCACACGUACUUGAGAACAUCCACCAGUACUGCAGCUCUCCACCGGAACCUGUCUGUGUCCAUGGCACUCAGCCAGCUGGUAUUUAUGUUUGGGAUUGACAGAUAUGAAACACCCUCCAUCUGUCAAGUAUUUGCCAUCCUCCUCCACUACUUUUUCCUGGCCACCUACUCAUGGGUCAUGAACGAAGCAUUUAACCUGUACAUUGUCAUCACUUACUCCACCCACAACCCCAGCGAACAGACAAACUCCGGCUCCAUGAUCCGCUACUACGUCUUAGGCUGGGUUCUCCCUGCCAUUUUGGUUGGUGCUUUUGUUGGAACUUCAGAUCAUUAUUAUGCACAAGACAUGUGCUGGGUGGCGCCUGAUCACAUGUGGCUGUUUAUUGGUCCAGCUAUUGGUAUCAUUUCAAUAACAAUUUUAGUUUUGAUCUUCACUGCAAAAGAACACAAUGAAAAUUCGUACACAAAAAGUGAUAAAACAAACAAAGUCAUCAACAUCCACAUGAAAGCCCUCUGGACACAGGUAAUUCUGGUGACUGUGUGUUGGGCUUUUGCCUUCAUCUCCAUUAAAAUUGUGGACACCAUUCUCAAGUACCUGUACGCCAUGUUUACAUCCUUACAGGGAGCUUUCUUUGUGGUCUUCUACAUGUUUCUUCAUGAAGAGGUUCGUGAGUACAUUAAGAGCCGACAAAAGAGAAGAGCUCUUCAGCUGCAAGGAUUCGAAUACCAGGAUAAUCACUCGCUCGAUUCCUUUGCCUCUAACAGUUUAAUUGACAAGGACACCGGUGAUGGACACAUGUCUGGCACCGUGGGCUGCGGAAGUGGGAGUGUCAGCACCGGAAGUGGUUUUAAACUAAGUGACACGGGGGUCAAGGACGCGCGGCCGUCCCGACUCCGCGAGCUGUCCAGGAGAAAAAACAGAGCCCGGAUCGAGGCGAGCAGUGACGAGGGCUCCGACUGUGAGAUGAUCUCAAGUGUCUAGGGCUCCGCGAGAUGAUCUCUAGCGUCUAGGGCUCUCGGUGAUCUGAGUGACAUCGUGUCUCCUCUAGGGCUCUUGUGGCAUCAUGUCUUCAAGGGCUCUUGUGUGUGACUUCCAGGCUCCCAUAGGGCUCAUGUGUGUGUCCUCAAGUCUCCUAUAGGGCUCCUUGUAUGUGACAUUAUGUCUCCUAUAGGGCUCCUUGUGUGUGACAUUAUGGCUCCUAUAGGGCUCCUUGUGUGUGAGUCUCUUUAGGGCUCCUUGUAUGUGACAUUAUGUCUCCUA
This is a messenger RNA of Physella acuta, 3660 nucleotides long. RefSeq names its product cadherin EGF LAG seven-pass G-type receptor 1. Gene Ontology annotation, biological process: cell surface receptor signaling pathway; adenylate cyclase-activating G protein-coupled receptor signaling pathway. The record is from RefSeq and is a predicted model, not a curated record. Gene Ontology annotation, molecular function: G protein-coupled receptor activity. Gene Ontology annotation, cellular component: plasma membrane. NCBI's taxonomy places the organism in Eukaryota, Metazoa, Mollusca, Gastropoda, Physidae.